CGGUCGGGCCUGGGCGCCAGCGCUGCUUCCCAGGCCGCCCGUGGCGGGCCCGCACCUGCGCAGUUGACCAGACCGCUCCGACCGGGAUGGCGGCCGUUUUGGAGUCCCUCUUGCGAGAGGAGGUGUCGGUCGCAGCCACCGUGCGGUGGAUCGCGCGCAGCACCCCGAGUUCGGAGGAUGACCCCGGGGAGGCUGCCACGUUCAGCUCGCUCCUGCCACUGCGGAAGGAAUUUGUGCCGUUUCUGCUUAACUUCCUGCGGGAGCAGAGCAGCCGCGUCCUCCCGCAGGGCCCCCCAACCCCCGCAAAGACCCCAGGCGCCUCGGCAGUCCUUCCGGGAAGGCCGGGGGGCCCGCCGAGGAGCAGCCGCGGGGCGCGCAGCCAGCUCUUCCCUCCGACCGAGUUCCCGGGCGCCGCCGAGGCCCCCCUGGCCCGCCGCGGGGGCAGGAGGCGCGGCCUGGGGCCGCCCCGAGAGCGCGGAGCCCGGGGCUCUGGGGGCCCAGAAGAGGUGAUUGGCGGGGAGAGCGUGACCUGGGCCGGGGCCCGGAGGCCUCGGGGCAGCUCCAGCCUCGGGGUCUCCGAUCCCCCAAACCUCAGCAACUUGGAGGAGUUCCCUCCCGUGGGCGCCGUCCCCUCCGGUCCUGCAGGGACGAAGCCUUCUCGCAGGAUCAAUCCGACUCCCGUGAGUGAAGAACGGUCACUGUCCAAGCCAAAAACCUGUUUCACCUCACCCCCAAUCAGCAGCGUCCCCAGUUCCCAGCCCUCAGCCCAGGACACUAGCCCGUGGGGCCUUGGCCUUCGGCCAGGAUGCCGAAGUCUGCAGGAGGAGCGAGAGAUGCUUAGGAGAGAGCGCUCAAAGCAGCUGCAGCAGUCAUCGACCCCUGCCCACCCCAUUCCCGAAUCAGGGUCACUCCUGCCUAAUCGCACAGGAAGCCUCACAGCCGAAUCCGCUGACCCUGCCAGAGUGUCUUCCUGUCACCGCUUGAAGCUAGUAGCCCUUGUCUACUCCUCCUGUAUUGCUGAAAAUCUAGUACCAAAUCUCUUCUUGGAGCUUUUCUUCGUCCUUCAACUCCUAACUGCUCGCAGGAUGGUGGCUGCCAAGUAUGAUGACCUUGAGUCAAGUCCGGGCGCCCUGGAUUCCUUGGAAAGGCCUCUGUUCCAGAGUGUUCACGACUGUGUCUUCUUUGCAGUACAGGUUUUGGAGCACCAGUUUCAGGUUCUUUCCUACCUGGAUAAAGGGACAUUGAAGCUGUUGGCUGAGAAUGAGCGACUUCUGUGUUUCUCACCAGCCCUGCAAGGGCGCCUCCGAGCUGCGUAUGAGGGCAGUGCUGCCAAGGUCUCUCUGGUGAUGCCACCCUCUGCUCAAGCUGUCUCCUUCCAGCCAGAAACUGACAAUCGUGCAAACUUCUCCAGUGACCGAGCUUUCCAUACCUUUAAAAAACAAAGGGACGUGUUUUAUGAGGUGCUUCGAGAGUGGGAAGAUCACCAUGAGGAGCCAGGCUGGGACUUUGAGAAGGGCUUGGGUAGCAGGAUCAGAGCCAUGAUGAGUCAGCUCUCCGCGGCCUGCAGCCACAGUCACUUUGUUCGGCUCUUCCAAAAACAGCUUCUCCAGAUGUGCCAGAGCCCCUGUGGGGCCGGGGGCACUGUCCUGGGUGAAGCUCCAGAUGUGUUGAGCAUGGUGGGAGCCGACAAGCUGGGGCGGCUGCGGCGCCUCCAGGAGCGGCUUGUGGCCCCUCAAAGCAGUGGGGGGCCUUGUCCACCCCCCACCUUCCCAGGCUGCCAAGGCUUCUUCAAGGACUUCAUCUUGAGUGCUAGCAGCUUCCAGUUUAAUCAACAUCUCAUGGAUAGUCUGAGCUUGAAAAUCCGGGAACUCAAUAGCCAGGCUCUGCCUCAGCAUGAGCCCAGUGAGGACGGGGAGUCAGAUGUGGACUGGCAGGGUGAGCGGAGGCAGUUUGCUGUGGUGUUGCUUAGCCUGAGGCUUCUGGCUAAAUUCCUAGGCUUUGUGGCCUUUCUGCCGUACCGGGGGCCUGAGCCACCCCCGACCCGUGAACUUCAGGACUCCAUUUUGGCCCUCAGGAGCCAGGUCCCUCCAGUCCUGGACGUGCUAACUCUGCUGCAGCAGGGGCUGGGGGCCCGCCGAGCAGUGCUCACCGUGCCCUGGCUGGUGGAGUUCCUUUCUUUUGCCGACCACAUUGUUCCCUUACUGGACUAUUACCGGAGCACCUUUACUCUCCUGUUACACUUACAUCGGAGCUUGGUCUUAUCAAAGGAGAGUAAAGGGGAGAUGUGUUUCCUGAACAAGCUGCUGCUGCUUGCUGUCUUGGGCUGGCUUUUUCAGAUUCCUACAGUCCCUGAGGACUUGUUCUUUCUGGAAGAGGGUCAAGCAGAUGCCAUUGAAGUGGACACUGUAGUUUCAGAGCAUGGCUUGGACGGUAUGCCUGUAGUGGACCAACAACUGCUCUACACCUGUUGCCCCUAUAUCGGAGAGCUCCGGAAACUGCUUGCAUCAUGGGUAUCAGGAAGCAGCACACGGAGUGGGGGCUUCGUGAGGAAAAUCACUCCCACUACAACCACCAGCCUGGGAGCCCAGCCCCCCCAAACAACACAGGGGCUGCAGGCAAAGCUUGCUGAGGCCUUUUUCCACAACCAGCCUCCCUCCCUGCGUAGAACUGUGGAAUUUGUGGCAGAGAGAAUUGGAUCCAACUGUGUCAAGCACAUCAAGGCCACAUUGGUGGCAGAUCUGGUGAACCAGGCAGAGUCACUUCUCCAGGAGCAGCUGGUGAUGCAGCACCGGGGAGGGGGAGAUUCGGCCCAGCUGCUGGAAAUUCUGUGUUCCAAGCUGUGUCCCCACGGGGCCCAGGCAUUGGCCCAGGGACGAGAGUUCUGCCAGAAGAAGAGUCCUGAGGCUGUGCGAGCACUGCUUCCCGAGGAGACCCCAGCAGCGGUGCUGGCCAGUGCAGAGACCAUUGCAGUGGGACUUGCAACAGAGAAAGCCUGUACUUGGUUAUCAGCCAACAUUACAGCGCUCAUCAGGAGGGAGGUGAAGGCGGCAGUGAGUCGCAACCUUCGAGGCCAAGGUCCUGAGCCAGCUGCCCGGGGGGAGCGGAGGGGCUGCCCCCGUGCCUGUGAGCACCACGCUCCCCUCCCCUCCCACCUCAUCUCCGAGAUCAAAGAUGUGCUAGCUCUUGCUGUGGGGCCCCGAGAUCCUGAGGAGGGUGUGACCCCAGAACAGCUGGAGCGGCUCCUGGGCCAUUUGGGUCAGACACUGCGCUGCCGCCAGUUCCUGUGCCCGCCUGCCGAGCAGCAUCUGGCAAAGUGCUCCGUGGAGCUGGCGUCCCUCCUUGUUGCAGACCAAAUCCCUGUCCUAGGGCCCCCGGCACAGCACAGGCUGGAGCGAGGGCAGGCGCGGAGGCUCCUGCAUGUGCUGCUUUCCUUGUGGAAGGAGGAUUUUCAGGUGCCUGUUCCACUGCAGCUGCUGCUCAGGCCUAGAAACGUGGGACUUCUGGCGGACACUCGGCCCAGAGAGUGGGAUCUGCUGCUUUUCUUGCUCCAGGAGUUGGUUGAGAGUGGUCUGAUGGAACGGACCGAGAUAGGAGCCUGCCUGGACAGCCUCCAUGAGGCCCAGUGGCCAGCGGACUUCUCUAAAGAAUUAGCAGCUCUGGUCAGCCUAUUUCUAGCUGAGCCUCACAUGCCAGAACCACAUCUAAGAACUUGUGAGUUAGUCCAACCAAAUCGAGGGGCUGUGCUAGCCCAGAGCUAG
This is a messenger RNA of Elephantulus edwardii (Cape elephant shrew), 3758 nucleotides long. It is a transcript of the gene CDAN1, whose product is annotated as codanin 1. The transcript has 28 exons. Gene Ontology annotation, biological process: chromatin organization. The record is from RefSeq and is a predicted model, not a curated record. Gene Ontology annotation, cellular component: nucleus. NCBI's taxonomy places the organism in Eukaryota, Metazoa, Chordata, Mammalia, Macroscelidea, Macroscelididae. Bases 87 to 3758 code for a protein of 1223 amino acids.